Messenger RNA from Ochotona princeps (American pika), 2202 nucleotides. Its product is annotated as kinesin-like protein KIF17. Gene Ontology annotation, biological process: microtubule-based movement. The record is from RefSeq and is a predicted model, not a curated record. Gene Ontology annotation, molecular function: ATP binding; microtubule binding; microtubule motor activity. Lineage: Eukaryota; Metazoa; Chordata; Mammalia; Lagomorpha; Ochotonidae.
AUGGCCAUGGAGGCGGUGAAGGUGGUCAUGCGCUGCCGGCCCAUGAACCUGCUGAGCUGGAGCUGCACUGCCAGCCUUGUGGUGACAGUGGAUGCGCGCAGCCAGUGCUUCAUCCAGAACCCGGGCGCCACCGAGGAGCCCCUCAAGCAGUUCACCUUCAAUGGCGCUUACCACACGGACCACCUCACCAAGCAGAUCUACAAGGAGAUCCCCUACCCGCUGGUAGAGGGUGUCACCGAGGGCUACAAUGGCACCAUCUUUGCCUAUGGCCUGGCGGGCAGCAGAAAGUCCUUCACUAUGCAGGGCCUGCCGGACCCGCCCUCCCAGCGGGGCAUCAUUCCCAGGGCCUUUGAGCACCUGUUUGAGAGUGUGCAGUGUGCAGAGAACACCAAGUUCCUGGUGCGGGCCUCCUACCUGGAGAUCUACAACGAGGACGUGUGGGAUCUGCUAGGAGCAGACAUCAAGCAGAAGCUGGAGGUGGGUGAGCACCCGGAGAAGGGCGUGUAUGUGAAGGGGCUGUCCAUGCACACGGUGCACAGCGUGGCACAGUGCGAGCGCAUCAUGGAGAUGGGCUGGAAGAACCGCUCGGUGGGCUACACCCUCAUGAACAAGGACUCCUCGCGCUCCCACUCCAUCUUCACCAUCAGCAUGGAGAUCUACGCUGUGGAUGAGCGGGGCAAGGACCACCUCCGCGCUGGCAAGCUGAAUCUGGUGGACUUGGUGGGCAGCAAGUGGCAGUCCAAGACGGGAGCCAGCGGGGAGCGGCUCAAGGAGGCCACCAAGAUCAACCUGUUGCUGUCAGCGCUAGGCAACGUCAUCUCGGCGCUGGUGGAUGGACGCUGCAAGUGCAUCCCGUACCGCGACUGGAAGCUCACCUGGCUGCUACAGGACUUGCUGGGCGGCAACACCAAGACGCUGAUGGUGGCCUGCCUGUCGCCUGCUGACAACUACUACGACGAGUCCCUGAGCACGCUGCGCUAUGCCAACCCGGCCAAGAACAUCAAGAACAAGCCGCGCAUCAACCAGGACCCCAAGGACACGCUCCUUCACAAGUACCAGGAGGAAAUCAAGAAGCUCAAGGCCAUCUUGGCCCAGCAGAUGGGCCCUGGCGGCCAGACAGCCCUACUGUCUGGCCAGGAGCCCCAGAGUCGCGGCCAGGGUAAGGAGAAGCUGAUCCCACCUGUGAGCCAGCAUGACACUGAGGCUGAGAAACAGCUCAUCCGGGAGGAAUACGAGCAGCGCCUGGCCCAGCUGAAGGCCGACUAUGAGGCGGAGCAGGAGUCCCGGGCCCGGCUAGAGGAGGACAUCACGGCCAUGCGCAACUUGUAUGACAUGAAGCUGUCCACGCUGGAGGAGAACCUGCGCAAGGAGACAGAGGCCAUGCUGAAGGCAGAAGUCCUCCACAAGGCUGAGGUCAUGUCCAGGGACAAGUUUGCCAGCCGGGCAGACUUCACUCCCGCCUUCCAGUAUGAGCUGGUGGGCAGGCCCGAGGUGUUUUCCAUGCCCUGUGAGCCGCCCGCGGAUGCCCACGCCACGGUGGAAGGCUCCGCCUCCUUCGAGGAGCUGCCCAAGAAGGCGGAGGCCUCCAGGUCCGAGAUGUCCUUCUGGUCCAACUAGUCGUCCACGUUUGAGGAAGAGGUCCUUCCUGGGCCCGUGGAGCCUGUGCACGGGGCGGAGUUCCCACCCGAGAUGGAGCCGGGGAGCGAGUACUUCUCCCCCCAAAGACUAGGGGCUGAGGCAGUGCUCUGGUCGGAGGACGCUGGCUUCCAGGAGGAGCUGCCUCUCCCCCUGCAGAUGCUGCCUGACCCCUUUGCCGAGGCGGAAGCCAAGCUGGCCCGGCUCUCCUUGUUCACGGCCAGGACGGAUGAGCCCCGGAGCACAGGGGCCCAGGUCCUGUCGCAGCUCCCCUCUCCAACAGAAGUGCCUGAGCCCAGUGACACCAGCUCCGAGCUGGCCAAGGACCCCCCGCCCAGGAUGGAGGCUGAGCUGGCCCUGUCCAUGGCCAAGGACGUGGAAGAGGUGAUGUCCAUGGCAGGCCCUGGAGCGUGGCUGGAGGCUGAGUCGCAGGUGGCAGUGACGGUUCCAGCGCGACCCCUGCUGGCCACAGCAGGCACGACAAGGGAGAGUGUGGACGGUUUGGCAGUGCUCAGGCAGGACCUGCUGCCUGCUGUUGUGGAUCAGCAGCAGGUGCUCGCCAGGUAA